UAGAAAAGCAUUGAAUCUAUUCCAAGGAAACAGGAGAAAUUAAAAAUUAAAGAAGAAAGUGGCCCUUUCCAUAAUAUUUUCCUCAAAUUAAUUGUUGAAUCGAUCUCUCUACUAUUGCAUCAAUGGCUGUCUCGGUUUCAGACAGAAGCAGCCAUUCUUCUUCUUCUCUGAUCCCCAGCUUCCUCUACUCCUCCUCUUCCUCUUCUUUGUCGUCUUUGUCAUCAGGUUCUUCAGGUCAGAACUUUAUGAUUCGUUCUCCGAAGGAACCUUCCGGAAGACGAAUUGAGAUGUUCUCGCCGGCGUAUUAUGCUGCUUGCACCGUCGGGGGAGCCCUCUGCUGUGGCCUCACUCACACGGCUGUUACGCCUCUUGACCUUGUCAAAUGUAACAUGCAGAUUGACCCUGCUAAGUACAAGAGCAUCUCUUCUGGAUUCGGAGUUUUGUAUAGGGAACAAGGGCUUAGGGGAUUUUUCAGGGGAUGGGCACCUACCCUUCUUGGAUACCAUGCCCAAGGUGCCUUCAAAUAUGGACUCUAUGAGUACUUCAAGAAAUACUAUUCUGAUCUUGCUGGCCCUGAGUUUGCAACUAAGUAUAAGACCCUCAUCUACCUUGCCGGUUCGGCGUCUUCCGAGUCCAUUGCUGGCCUUGCACUCUGUCCGUUUGAGGCCGUCAAGGUUCGAGUUCAGACUCAGCCUGGCUUCGCCAGAGGACUCUCCGAUGGCCUGCCUAAGUUGGUCAGAGCGGAAGGAGUCUCAGGGCUGUACAAGGGACUUGUACCUCUGUGGGGACGGCAGAUUCCAUAUACAAUGAUGAAGUUUGCUUCAUACGAGAACACAGUGGAGAUGAUAUAUAAGCAUAUGAUUCCCACAACAAAGGAAGAAAGCAGUAAAAUGGUGCAACUUGGUGUGAGCUUUGCAGGUGGAUACAUAGCUGGAAUAUUAUGUGCUCUUGUCUCUCAUCCUGCUGACAACCUUGUCUCUUUCCUCAACAAUUCUAAAGGGGCAACUGUUGCUGAUGCUGUUAAUAGGCUUGGAUUAUGGGGACUAGCAACCCGUGGUCUGCCUCUUCGUAUAUUUAUGAUUGGAACACUCACAGGAUCUCAAUGGCUCAUUUAUGAUUCAUUCAAAGUUGCUGUUGGCCUGCCAACUACCGGUGGUGCUGCUCCUGCCACUACUACUACUCUUGCUUCCGAUUCUACAUCUCAGAGGGAAAACACUAUAGAAGUUGCUUGAUUGCAAACAUUAUAAAAAUUAAAAAUCAAUAAUUAUUGUUGGAUUUGUUAGGAGCAUUAGUUUUUUUUUCUUUCAAAGAUAAGUGAUUUUAUUCAUUUCAAGAAAAAGAAUGGAGGUGUCCAAGCUUCGGAAUAAAGAAAGAAAAGAGGGGAACUCCCAAUUUCUGAGCCAAUAAUAUCAUUAGUUACCUCCUAAAUUUUAUUCAUAAUUCAUAACUGUUCAUUAACUAUUUUGUAUACUUUCUUUAUUUCAUAGUA
Messenger RNA from Arachis duranensis, 1489 nucleotides. RefSeq names its product mitochondrial phosphate carrier protein 2, mitochondrial. Gene Ontology annotation, cellular component: mitochondrial inner membrane. The coding region runs from base 123 to 1232 and encodes 369 amino acids. Lineage: Eukaryota; Viridiplantae; Streptophyta; Magnoliopsida; Fabales; Fabaceae. The transcript is spliced from 6 exons. Gene Ontology annotation, molecular function: phosphate transmembrane transporter activity. Gene Ontology annotation, biological process: mitochondrial phosphate ion transmembrane transport. The record is from RefSeq and is a predicted model, not a curated record.